CUUCUGACGAAAUUGAAUUCACCGCGCAACUCGAACUGCCGGAAAUUGGUCUGAAUGUCGUUAUAAUAAAGAAUUCAAUACGGCAGAGAAUUAAUAGUUUCUACAAAUAAUUAUAAUCAUCAUCCAUAGAAAGUAACAUAAUAACGAUUUUUUAUGCCAGAAAACAAACAUAUAAUAAGCAUUUUACAUUUCGCGGAUGUGAACCGGAUUACGAUAAUGUAAACAAAAAGCAGACGAGAAGUCAAGGUCUGCGCGGUAACUUUGGUUGAGAUGGUGAAACCAAAGUACAGACGCCAUGGGUUCGUCUCGAAAAAGCAGAAGGAGAGAUAUGAUAAAGUAUCUGCAGGGCAAUUGACUCGAUGGAUUAGGGGAGCUAUCCUUACAGACCACAAUUACUCCGCCAGUGCAACCCCUGUCAGCGUUGAUCACGAUCACGAAUUGCCAAAUUUGAAUAUACUGGAAAGAGAGGAGGUGGUUGAUGGGGAAGAAGUGACUACAUCUGAGGAUUGGAAGGAGGGGAGGAGAGUAGUAGAACUUGGAGUGUUAGCUGAGGGCUUGCGGGGAUGUUGUAAAUGUGGCUUACCAUUACAACUUUCACACACUAUUUCUGUGUUGACAUAUGGUUUAGCUUCUUUGUUAAAGGUCUGUUGCAGCAAUACAAAGUGUAAUCAUAUUAACCAUGUAAAAACGGGGAAAAAACAUGGAAGAGUGUGGGAUGUAAAUACAAAGCUAUCAGCAGCAAUUGUACAUGUUGGUAUUGGUGCAACGCAAGUCAACAGUCUCCUUUCUGAGCUGAAUAUACCACCUGUAAGCCAUGCCAUGCUGGACAAAAGACAGAAAGAGAUAGGCAGAGCUGUUGAAGAUAUUGCUGCAGAGUCUAUGUCUGAUGCUUUGCAGAAGGAACUGGAAAUGAUGAAUGAAGAGAUGAACGAAAAUGGACUAGUUGUUGCUGUAGAUGCUGGAUGGCAAAAACGGGGUAGCGGAAAGACAUAUGAUAGUUUAUCAGGUCAUUGUUCCAUGGUUGGUCCUCUCUCCGACAAAGUAUUGUCAUACUCUCUGAGGUCUAAGAAUUGCAGAGUAUGCAGUGUAGCUGAAUCAACCAACAAGAAUCCAGCAGCCCAUGAGUGCUCAAAGAAUUGGGAGGGUAGUUCAAAGGCCAUGGAGGCAGAUAUGGUUAUUGAGAUGGUCCAAGAUCUACAGAAAAGUAAAGGAAUAACCAUUGAUGGAAUCAUUGGAGAUGAGGACUCUACCACUAUUGCAAGACUGAAAGCUAAUGUCAAUGCUGAUAUUAAGAAGUUGUCUGAUAAAAAUCAUCUAAAGAAACUGUUUACAAACUCUUUGUUUACCUUGAAGAAAAAACAUUCAUCUCUAACUUUGUCUGUGAUAAAGUACAUUCAGAAAUGCUUCAGUUACUCCAUAGCACAGGGAAAAGGAAAUGCUUCUCAAAUCAAAGAAGACCUUUCAUCAAUUCCAUUACACAUAUUUGGAGAUCAUCAACACUGCUCCUCAAGGUGGUGCAACUUCAUUAACAACCCUAACCUGAGGUACAAGUCACUUCCACAUGGAAAACCCCUGAAAGAUAGGUUCCUUCAGGAUGAUCUGAAAGAAGUCUUCAGAUCAUAUGCAAGUCAUUCUGAUCGUCUUUCAUGCUUAGGAAGCACACAGUCGAAUGAGAGUUUUCACAGAAUGGUGUCUGCAAAAGCCCCAAAGACCCAUCAUUACAGCUCUUCUUCAAGCCUCAGAUAUAGAGUUGCUGCAUGUGUAGCCCAGAAAAAUGUUGGACACAGAUAUCUUGUAAAGGUUAACAAGAAAUUGGGCCUCUCUCCUGGCUACUAUACUCGACGACAGUGCAUUCUGAGGGAUUUACAAAGAAAGCGACAGAAGGCCAUUUCAGUGACACAGAAAUUUAAAAGGAGAAGGAGAGAAUUGAAAGCCAGGAAAAUUCAAAGUAUUUCUACAAAAGAAACAAGGGAAGGCAUCAGUUAUUUAACAGGAUGUGAUCUCCAGCAGGCCUCUGACAUCGUUGAAAUUCCAGCUCCAAAAACAAUUCCAAAGUAUGAUCAUCUCCCUUCAAGUCAGCUGUUAAAUGCUGAAGAGAUCUAUUUUGAUUUGGAAACUACUGGACUCGCAAGGGAUUCUCAUAUUGUGCAGUUGUCUGCAGUUAGAAAUGAUGAGGUUUUCAACAAAUACAUCAUUCCAGAAAAACCAAUGUCCUCAAAAGCUACAGAAAUUACUGGAAUAAAAGUAGUCAACAAUAAAAUGUACCACAAUGAUGAGGAAGUUGAGACAGUCAGCAUUAAGGAUGCACUGAUCCAGUUUAUCGACUUCAUGAAGAAAUCGGAGUCAGAUGCUGUUCUAGUUGGACACAACUCCAAAGUGUUUGACCUUCCUGUGCUGUUCAACAUUUUGAGUAAAUUAAACAUUUUGGAGGCAUUCUCAUCUGCAGUCAUUGGUUUCAUUGAUACCUUACCUCUUUUCAAAAUUUCACAUCCAAACCUUUCAUCAUACUCACAGUUACACCUCUUCGAAGAAAUUCUACAAGACAAAUACAGUGCGCAUGACUCAUUACAGGAUGUCUUAGCCUUGAAGAGAUUGUUGGACCAUACAGGACCUUCCCCUGAAGUCAAACUUGCUGCAUCUUUCACUUCAAACUCUGCCUUUGCCAUAUUCCAUCACAAGAACACAACAAAAAGUCUAAUGAGCACACUAAAGCCCUUAUUGGACCAAAAGGUGAUUUCGAAUGGAAUGGGAAAUAAGAUUGCCAGCAGUGGACUCUCCUUAUCACACUUACAACUGGCUUAUCGCAGAAAUGGUAGGGAGGGAGUACAGGAUGUGCUGACAGAGAUAACAGAUAACAGUGUGCGUGUGACAAAAUCUAGAAAAAUCAUUGAUUCUGUUGCAGAUUUUCUCAGAUCUGAGCAGUAA
This is a messenger RNA of Saccostrea cuccullata (small rock oyster), 2925 nucleotides long. RefSeq lists its product as uncharacterized. Bases 271 to 2925 code for a protein of 884 amino acids. Gene Ontology annotation, cellular component: cytoplasm. The record is from RefSeq and is a predicted model, not a curated record. The transcript is spliced from 9 exons. Lineage: Eukaryota; Metazoa; Mollusca; Bivalvia; Ostreida; Ostreidae. Gene Ontology annotation, biological process: DNA catabolic process. Gene Ontology annotation, molecular function: nucleic acid binding; 3'-5'-DNA exonuclease activity.